GAGUCUGUUAGAUUCAGUUCAAACGGACCCUUUUAUAAUAUCCCUUGGUUGACUGAGGUAGGAAAGGAUUCAUAAGAAAAGAAGAGAAGAGAAGAGAUCUCCAACUGUUGAGAAGUAAUGUCUUCAACAGUUGGCGAUGAGGUUGUAGAGGAAGAAGAACCACCACCACCACCACCACCACCGCUGCAGGGAAAGAAGGUCCGGCGAUACAACUCAUUGGACGUGGAAUCUAGUAACUUUCGUGACCAUGACGCCCCUGGAUCCAAGGUGGUGGAUUGGGCGACAAUAUUGCAUUUGGCGUUUCAGAGCAUAGGGAUAGUGUACGGUGACAUUGGAACAUCGCCAUUGUAUGUGUACGCGAGCACCUUCACCGGUGGGAUAAAAAAUAAUGACGAUAUAUUGGGUGUCCUCUCCAUGAUUUUCUACACACUCAUCCUCAUCCCCCUCAUCAAGUAUGUCUUCAUAGUCCUCCAGGCCAACGACAAUGGCGAUGGGGGGACAUUCGCGCUAUAUUCAAUGAUAUGCAGAUUCGCGAAGGUGGGGCUGAUACCAAAUCAACAGGCAGAGGACAAGGACGUUUCAAACUUCCGGCUAGAGUUGCCCAGUGAUGGCCCCUUUCGCCGAGCAUCAAAGCUCAAAUCCGCACUUGAGAAGAGCAAUUCUACCAAGUACUUCCUACUCUUUGCAACCAUGUUGGGUACUUCCAUGGUCAUUGGUGAUGGCAUCCUCACUCCUUGUAUCUCAGUUUUAUCAGCAGUGGGAGGUAUCAAGCAAGCCACCAGUUCUAUGACUGAAGAUGCAAUUGUCUGGAUAUCAGUGGCCAUAUUGAUAGGUUUGUUCAUUGUUCAAAGAUUUGGAACUGACAAAGUUGGGUAUAGCUUUGCUCCAAUUAUUUGUAUUUGGUUCACCUUCAUCGGUGGCAUUGGUCUCUACAACUUCAUCAAGCAUGACCUCACUGUAAUAAAGGCCAUUAACCCUAAAUACAUCAUAGAUUACUUUAGAAGAAACAAGAAGGAUGCAUGGAUUUCACUUGGCGGUAUUGUACUAGCUAUAACAGGAACUGAAGCAUUGUUUGCCGAUGUGGGACACUUCACAGUUAGAUCCAUACAGAUAAGCAUGUGCUCAUUAACAUUCCCUUCUCUUGUCCUGGCAUACACUGGUCAAGCAUCAUACCUCCGUAAACAUAAUGACGACGUAUUAGAUACGUUUUAUAAAUCCAUUCCAGGUCCUUUAUAUUGGCCAAUGUUUGUUGUGGCUGUUAUGGCAUCAAUUAUCGCGAGUCAGGCCAUGAUCUCUGGCACCUUCUCCAUCAUCCAACAGUCCCUGUCGCUUGGGUGCUUCCCCCGUGUCAAGAUAGUUCACACAUCAAUGAAGUAUGAAGGACAAGUCUACAUUCCUGAGAUCAAUUAUCUGCUAAUGCUGGCAUGUGUAGCAGUCACUAUAGGAUUCAGGACAACUGUAAAGAUUGGAAAUGCCUAUGGGAUUGCUGUGGUUUUUGUGAUGACUCUCACUUCAGCUUUUCUAGUACUCAUCAUGAUAAUGAUAUGGAAAACCAACAUACUCCUUGUAUUUUCUUAUGUUCUGAUCAUAGGCACAGUUGAGCUUAUAUAUCUAAGUUCAGUACUCUACAAAUUUGAUCAAGGUGGGUAUCUCCCCUUAGCCUUCGCCGCAUUCCUGAUGGCAAUAAUGUACGUUUGGAAUUAUGUAUACCGCAAGAAAUAUCGCUAUGAGGUAGGCCACAAGGUUUCUCCUGAGAAGCUUAGAGAUAUUGCUGCAAACACCAACUUAUGUCGAAUCCCUGGACUCGCCAUCUUCUACUCUGAGUUAGUCCAUGGCAUCCCACCCAUCUUCGAGCGCUACAUAGAAAAUGUGCCAGCAAUACAGUCAGUCCUUGUCUUCGUCACUAUCAAAUCACUUCACAUAAGCAAGGUUCCCGUGGACGAGCGGUUUCUAUUCAAGCGAGUUGAACCACAUGAACUUAAUGUCUUCCGUUGUGUUGUGAGGUAUGGAUACACCGAUGCACGUAAUGACAAAGAACCCUUCGAAAGAAUGUUGGUGAUCAGGUUAAAGGAGUAUAUUACUGAGGAUAUGUGGCUAAAUGAUGAGAGCGAAAGGACUGUUGUUGAAGAGAAGCAACGUGAAGAGGUAGAGAAAGAGCUAAAGAUGGUAGACAGGGGUUGUCAAUCGGGCAUCGUCCAUUUUGUGAGUGAGAGCGAAGUGGUAGCAGGAAAAGGUGCUAAUUUCGGGAAGAGGGUAUUGAUAAAUUAUGCUUAUAACUUCUUGAGGAGAAAUUUGAGACAAAGUUACAAGGUGUCUGAUAUCCCUUCUAAACGUCUCCUGAAAGUAGGAAUGAUGUAUGAGCUCUAGACCAAUGAAGAAUUAUAAGUAGGGAGUCACAGUCUACCAAUCUAGUCUCAAUAGAAGAAGCUAUGGCAACUGAAAUAACAGUUUUCCUCUUUUCCCUUUGGAGAAACUCAAUUCAAGUUGAGCAGGGAGGAAGAAGUAAUUUGGAACAGAUGUGAAUUAUGUGGCAACACUGGAUCAAUUUGUACAUGGAAUAAUGUCUUAUCAAAUAGGUGAACACAGCACCUCCAUAUCUCACAUUAGCAUCUUAUACUUUGUAUCCUCUCUUCAUUAUAGAUGAACUCAUAUGCUUAGAUUUA
Macadamia integrifolia is the source of this 2663-nucleotide messenger RNA. RefSeq names its product potassium transporter 5-like. Gene Ontology annotation, biological process: potassium ion transmembrane transport. Gene Ontology annotation, molecular function: potassium ion transmembrane transporter activity. The transcript is spliced from 8 exons. The record is from RefSeq and is a predicted model, not a curated record. The coding region runs from base 118 to 2367 and encodes 749 amino acids. NCBI's taxonomy places the organism in Eukaryota, Viridiplantae, Streptophyta, Magnoliopsida, Proteales, Proteaceae. Gene Ontology annotation, cellular component: membrane.